GCAGCUACCACCAAUGUCACCUUUAAAGAAGCUGCUGAACUCAAGGAGUACCUGGCUGACCCAAGCAAAUUUAGUGCUGCUGCCGAAACUACUGCCCCAUCUGUUGCUCCUGCAGCUGCUGGUGCCGCUGCUGAGACCAAGAAGGAGGAAGUUAAAGAGGAAGAGUCAGAGGAGGAAGAUUUUGGCUUUGGAUUGUUCGAUUGAGUUGUCAAACAUGAAAUCGGCAUUCAAUGUCAUCGCAGUGUUGUUGUUUAGUUAGAG
Molecule: messenger RNA, 261 nt
Organism: Strongylus vulgaris
Lineage: Eukaryota; Metazoa; Nematoda; Chromadorea; Rhabditida; Strongylidae
Source: the annotation of a GenBank genome assembly